This is a messenger RNA of Adineta ricciae, 1593 nucleotides long. NCBI's taxonomy places the organism in Eukaryota, Metazoa, Rotifera, Eurotatoria, Adinetida, Adinetidae. The record is from the annotation of a GenBank genome assembly.
AUGUUCACAUUUAUCUGUUUGUUCGUUUGUAUAUCCUUAUUCAAUUCUAACAUGUUAUCGUUGUCCAGUAGCCAAAAUGAACCAUCGGCACUUUUAUCAAAUGCUCGUGAAACUAUUGCGACAUUGAUUCAACGACCAAGUACGGUCACAACGUCAAAUGCUUUCGAAGAAUUCUCAAUCUUAGAUCAUUUAAUUGAUGUUAGCAAUGAUGUCGAGCGUUUCGAGGAUGGCGAAAGCCGUAAAUUUUUGAAUAUCGCUCAGCUGAUCACUGCUUCCACGUGUAUUUAUUCGCGUCGUGUGGAUGCGCUUUAUAAAUUGAUCAAUACAUUUCAAUCGUCAACAUCGGAAAAUCAAUCUGAAGAGAAUCAUUCCGACAAUGAUGAACAAUCUGAACCUGUUCCUGUUCUUGAACAAGAGAAAUCUUCACUACAAAAAGCUCUGCAAGAAAAAAAGAGAAAAUCGAAAGAAGAUAAACGGUCAUUUAUUUGUACUGAUCUGAAUAGGAUUAAUUUUAAUUCAUCGAAACCGUUCUUUCUCGAUCGAACAGCUCUGUUUGAUCUGAAGCUUUUUCAAAAAUAUGUACCAAUUGGUAACAAACAGUUUUGGAUAAACGAUAAUCAACCAAUGAUUUUCAAUUUGCUCUUUGACCAUGAAUUACACGAAGUUAAAAACGAACCACAAGAUAAUUACUAUCUUCAGCACACAUCUCAACAAUCUGAACGAUUAGCUGAUGCAUUGAAUAACAUACCAGCUGUUGAUGUCAAUGACAUUCCACUACCGAUAUCUGACGAUAAUGACAAUCACAAUCCAUCGUGGAACAACGAAGAAACGUUUAUUGAUCAGGUGAUUACAAAGAAAAAAGUUAACCGAAAUCGAACGAAGAAAGUUGAACACGACAUUGAUUUGAAUAUAUUUCGUCAAGGUCUCAGUCAUGAACAACAAGCACUUUUCCGUUGUCAAAAAAUGAAACCCAUAACGAAUAAAGUCAAGAUUGAACGAGAAGACUUUUUCGCGAAAAAGUUCAAUCGAUUACAUUUCCAUGGGUUAAUUAAAGAUAUCCCAUCAUCAAUCAUUUCGAUUAUUAUUUAUCCGACAAUAACAGUUCAACAUUUGACAAUUCGAGAACGAUAUUUGACGAAGAUCGAUCAAACUUCAUAUCGAACAGUUCGUUCACCUCCAAUACCCAUAACCAAGGUUCUGGAUGAUAAUGCUCAAGUUCCAUUAUCACCCUUAGGAUCUUUUUCUCAUGAGAUGAAUGAUGAUGAAGGAAUUCAAGAAGAUUUUGACAUUCGUCUUCAAACUGAUAUGGAACAAUUUCUCGAUGCUGCCAUUUGUCAAUCGAACGAAGAACAAGAACAUAAUAAGAUCUUUCUCGAACUUCGUUCUAAUAUCACUUGGUAUAUGAAUCAACAUAACGCGAACAAAACGAUCGACGCUUACGAGUUAAUUGAAACAUUGGAUGAAAAGUAUUCGCUACCACUGAUCUUUGGUCAAUUGUUACACCUAUGCGGAUCAACACAACGGUAUCAUCUUCAUUCCAACACGAAUGAUACCCUAUUUCUCGAGACCAUUGCUGUAGAUAAGAGAAAAUAG